This is a messenger RNA of Cynoglossus semilaevis (tongue sole), 6875 nucleotides long. Its product is annotated as myosin-9-like. NCBI's taxonomy places the organism in Eukaryota, Metazoa, Chordata, Actinopteri, Pleuronectiformes, Cynoglossidae. Gene Ontology annotation, molecular function: actin filament binding; ATP binding; microfilament motor activity. The transcript is spliced from 43 exons. Gene Ontology annotation, cellular component: myosin filament; cytoplasm; myosin II complex. The record is from RefSeq and is a predicted model, not a curated record. The coding region runs from base 289 to 6174 and encodes 1961 amino acids.
GGGCUUGGCCACAGAGGAGGCGGGGCUUCCGGCGUACCUGUGAAAACUAAAACAAGGGGUUGACCAAAGUUGUCUGCCCGUCCAUCCUGGCAGAGCUUCGUCCGAACAACUGGAACAGCGGAUACAGCAGAGACAGCAGUCUGUAGACCACAGUCUGUAGACCACAGGGCCUUUCCUGAAGCUCCAUCACUGAGCCAGGAAGUAGACGGAGCUCAGUAACCACUUUCCCCCGCCUUUAGCAGCAGCAAAAGCAGAAGCAGCGGAGGUGCCUGCAGAACAACAGCAACCAUGACCGACGCAGACAAAUUCCUGUAUGGAGACCGCAGCGGGGUGAACAACCCCCUGGUUCAGGCCGACUGGUCUUCUAAAAAGCUGGUGUGGGUUCCCUCUGAGAAGAUGGGCUUCGAGGCCGGCUCUUUGAAAGAGGAACACGGAGAAGAGUGUGUGGUGGAGCUCACCGACUCUGGCAAGAAGGUGAAGGUAAACAAGGACGACAUCCAGAAGAUGAACCCUCCUAAGUUCAACAAAGUGGAGGACAUGGCUGAGCUCACCUGUCUGAAUGAGGCUUCUGUGCUGCACAACCUCAAGGACAGAUAUUACUCUGGACUCAUCUACACCUACUCGGGUCUCUUCUGUGUUGUGGUCAACCCUUACAAAUACCUGCCCAUCUACACUGAGGACAUAGUCAACAUGUACAAGGGCAAGAAGAGACACGAGAUGCCCCCUCACAUCUAUGCCAUCACCGACACCGCCUACAGGAGCAUGAUGCAGGAUCGUGAAGACCAGUCAAUCCUGUGCACUGGAGAGUCUGGAGCAGGAAAAACAGAAAAUACAAAGAAAGUCAUUCAGUAUCUGGCCCAUAUCGCCUCGUCUUCUAAAUCUAAGAAGGAUCAGGCUAGUGCAGUUUUAUCCCACGGGGAAUUGGAGAAGCAGCUGCUGCAGGCAAACCCCAUCCUGGAGGCCUUCGGCAAUGCCAAGACUGUCAAGAAUGACAACUCCUCCAGAUUUGGAAAAUUCAUCAGGAUCAACUUCGACGUUAACGGCUACAUCGUCGGCGCCAACAUUGAGACCUAUCUGCUGGAGAAGUCACGAGCCAUCAGACAAGCCAAAGAGGAGAGGAGCUUCCACGUCUUCUACUACCUGCUGACAGGGGCAGGAGACAAGAUGCGCUCUCAACUGUGCCUGGAGGAUUACAGCAAGUAUCGAUUCCUGUCCAAUGGGAACGUCACCAUACCUGGCCAGCAGGACAAGGACAUGUUUGCAGAGACCAUGGAGGCCUUCAACAUCAUGAGCAUCCCUGAAGAGGAAGUGACUGGUCUGUUGAAGGUGGUGUCAGCUGUGCUGCAGUUGGGGAACAUGUCCUUUAAGAAGGAGCGUAACUCUGACCAGGCCUCUAUGCCAGACGACACAGCCGCCCAGAAAGUCUGUCACCUGCUGGGCAUCAACGUGACCGACUUCAGCCGAGCGAUUCUUUCACCCAGAAUUAAGGUUGGCAGGGACUAUGUCCAGAAGGCCCAGACUCAGGAGCAGGCUGAGUUUGCUGUCGAGGCUCUGGCCAAAGCCUCCUAUGAGAGGAUGUUCCGCUGGUUGGUGAUGAGAAUUAACAAAGCUCUGGACAAGACCAAGAGACAGGGAGCCUCCUUCAUCGGAAUCCUUGACAUUGCUGGAUUUGAGAUCUUUGAGUUGAACUCAUUUGAGCAGCUUUGUAUCAACUACACCAACGAGAAGCUGCAGCAGCUCUUCAACCACACCAUGUUCAUCCUGGAGCAGGAGGAGUACCAGAGGGAGGGCAUCGAGUGGAGCUUCAUCGACUUUGGCCUGGACCUGCAGCCCUGCAUCGACCUCAUUGAAAAACAUGCUGGUCCUCCAGGCAUCCUAGCUCUCCUGGAUGAAGAGUGCUGGUUCCCUAAAGCUACCGACAAGAGCUUUGUGGAGAAAGUGGUUCAGGAGCAGGGGACACACCCCAAGUUCCAGAAGCCCAAGAAACUCAAGGACGAUGUUGACUUCUGCGUCAUGCACUAUGCUGGAAAGGUGGACUACAAAGCAGACGAGUGGCUGAUGAAGAACAUGGAUCCUCUCAACGAGUCUGUGGCCACUCUGCUCAACCAGUCUACAGACAAGAUCACCUGUGAUUUGUGGAGAGACGUGGACCGUAUUGUCGGCUUGGAUAAAGUAGCAGGGAUGUCCGACUCAAUGCACGGUGCCUUCAAGACCCGUAAAGGAAUGUUCCGCACCGUGGGGCAACUGUACAAAGAGCAGCUGGGUAACCUCAUGGCCACGCUGAGGAACACCAACCCUAACUUUGUUCGCUGUAUCAUCCCCAACCACGAGAAGAAGGCUGGUAAACUAGAGCCUCACCUGGUCCUGGACCAGCUGAGGUGUAAUGGAGUCCUGGAGGGAAUCCGUAUCUGCAGACAGGGCUUCCCCAACCGCAUCGUCUUCCAAGAGUUUAGACAGAGGUAUGAAAUUCUCACUCCUAAUGCCAUUCCAAAAGGCUUCAUGGAUGGGAAACAAGCCUGUGUUCUCAUGAUCAAAGCUCUGGAGCUGGACCCUAACCUGUACCGCAUUGGUCAAAGUAAAGUUUUCUUCAGAGCUGGAGUUCUGGCUCAUCUGGAGGAGGAGAGAGACAUGAAGAUCACUGACGUCAUCAUCAGCUUCCAGGCCUGGUGCAGAGGACAUCUGGCUCGCAAAGCUUUUGCCAAGAGACAGCAGCAGCUCACAGCGAUGAGAGUCAUCCAGAGGAACUGUGCUGCCUACCUUAAACUGAGGAACUGGCAGUGGUGGAGGCUUUUCACCAAGGUGAAGCCUUUGCUGCAGGUGACCCGACAGGAAGAGGAGAUGGUGGCCAAAGAAGAGGAGCUGGUGAAGGUGAAGGAGAGACAAGUGCAGGCUGAGGAGCAACUCAGAGAAUUUGAAUCCAAGCAACAACAGCUGAAUGCUGAGAAGCAGGCUCUUCAGGAGCAGCUCCAGGCAGAGACAGAGCUGUGUGCAGAGGCUGAGGAGAUGAGAGCUCGUCUGGCCAUAAGGAAGCAGGAGCUGGAGGAGAUCCUCCAUGACCUGGAAUCUCGUCUGGAGGAAGAGGAGGAGCGAGUCACCCAUAUGCAAACGGAGAGAAAAAAAAUGCAGCAAAAUAUCACAGAUCUUGAGCAGCAGCUGGACGAAGAAGAGGCAGCCAGACAGAAGCUCCAGAUAGAGAAGGUCACCACGGACGCCAAGCUGAAGAAGAUGGAGGAGGACAUCAUGGUGCUGGACGACCAGAACAUCAAGCUGAACAAGGAGAAAAAACAGAUGGAGGAGAGGAUCUCUGAGUUCACCACCAACCUGACUGAAGAGGAAGAGAAGUCCAAAAGUUUGCAGAAACUCAAAAAUAAACAUGAAGCUAUGAUCACAGAUUUGGAAGAUCGUCUCAGGAAAGAGGAGAAAGUGCGUCAGGAGUUGGAGAAAAACCGUAGGAAGCUCGAGGGCGAUUCCACGGAGCUCCAUGACCAGAUUGCAGACCUACAGGCCCAGAUUGAUGAACUCAGAGCUCAACUGGCAAAGAAGGAGGAGGAACUCCAUGCUGCUCUGGCCAGGAUUGAGGAAGAGUCUGCAGCAAAGAACAUGGCCCAGAAGAAGAUCAGGGAGCUGGAGGCUCAGAUCUCAGAGCUGCAAGAGGAUCUGGAGCUGGAGAGGCAAGCGCGCUCCAAGGCCGAGAAACACCGACGGGACCUGGGAGAGGAGCUGGAGGCUCUCAAGACUGAGCUGGAAGACACUCUGGACUCCACCGCAGCACAACAAGAACUGAGGUCAAAGCGUGAGACUGAGGUCGCGCAUCUGAAGAAGACGCUGGAGGAAGAGGCUAAAGUCCACGAACAGCAGAUGGCCGACAUGAGGCAGAAACACAAUCAGACGUUUGAAGAGCUCAACGAACAGCUUGAACAGGCCAAAAGGAACAAGGCGUCGGUGGAGAAGACGAAGCAGGCCCUGGAGAGUGAGUUGAACGAGCUGCAGAUCGAACUUCAGUCUCUGACACAGGGCAAAGGAGACUCUGAGCACCGUCGCAAGAAGGCUGAGGCUCAGGUUCAAGAGCUGCAGGUCAAGUUUGGAGAAAGUGAAAAACAGAGGCAGGAGCAGAGCAGCAAGAUAACAAAGAUGCAGUCUGAGCUUGACAACGUCAACAGCCUCCUGAGUGAAGCAGACGGCAAGAACAUCAAGUCCAGCAAAGACAUCUCUUCUCUGGAGUCACAGCUCCAGGACGCACAGGAGUUGCUUCAGGAGGAGACCCGUCAGAAGCUGGCAAUAUCUUCUCAGCUCAGGCAGAUGGAGAGCGAUCACACUAGCCUGCGGGACAUGUUGGAGGAAGAGGAGGAGGCCAAAAGGAACGCAGACAAGCAGAUUUCUGCUCUUCAGGCCCAGUUGGGAGAGCUGAAGAAGAAGCUGGAAGUGGAGGCCUUGUCCCUGGAGGGGGCAGAGGAGGGUCGCAAGAGGGUCCAACGAGAAGUAGACAGUGUGAUGCAGCAGCUGGAGGAGAAGACGGCGGCCUACGACAAAUUGGACAAAACAAAAACCCGUCUGCAGCAGGAGCUGGACGAUCUUUUAGUGGACCAGGACAACCUGAGACAGAUCGUCUCCAACCUGGAGAGGAAGCAGAAGAAGUUUGACCAGAUGCUGGCUGAGGAGAAGACCAUUUCCACACAGUACGCCGAGGAGCGUGACAGGGCCGAGGCUGAGGCCAGAGAGAAGGAAACGCGAGCUCUGACACUGGGCCGUGAGCUGGAGACCAUGACGGACAUGAAGGCAGAGCUGGACAGAGUUAACAAACAACUCAAGGCUGAAAUGGAAGAUCUGGUCUCCUCCAAGGAUGAUGUUGGCAAGAGUGUUCAUGAGCUGGAGAGGUCGAAGCGUGCAAUGGAGCAGCAGCUGGAGGAGAUGAGAGUUCAGCUGGAAGAACUGGAGGACGAGCUGCAGACCACAGAAGAUGCUAAGCUGCGUCUGGAGGUCAACAUGCAGGCCAUGAAGGCCCAGUUUGACAGAGACCUGCAGGCCAGAGAUGAGCAGGGAGAGGAGAAGAGGAAGCUGCUGGUUAAACAGGUCCGUGAGAUGGAGCUGGAGCUGGAAGACGAGCGCAGACAGAAAACUCAGGCUGUCUCAGCCAAAAAGAAACUGGACCUGGACCUGGCUGACCUUCAAGUGCAGAUCGAUGAUGCCAACAAGGGCCGUGACGAAGCCCUCAAACAGCUGAAGAAACUGCAGGUCCAGAUGAAGGACCUGAUGAGAGAGCUGGACGAGCUGCGAAUGUCCAGGGACGAUGCUGUAAACUCGGCCAAAGAGACUGAGAAGAAGCUCAAGACCAUGGAGACGGACGCUCUGCACUUACAGGAGGACCUGGCCACUGCAGAGAGACUCAGGAGACAGGCCCAGACUGAGAGAGAUGAGCUCCAGGAGGUGGUGAACAGCAGCAACUCCAAAAAUUCUCAACUGGCCGAUGAGAAGAGGAGGCUGGAGGCUCGCAUCACCCAGCUGGAGGAGGACCUGGAGGAGGAGCAGCUCAACAGUGAGAUGGUGAACGACCGUAUGAAGAGAGCCACACUACAGUCUGAGCAGUUGACCACAGAACUCGCUGGAGAGCGCAGCAACAGCCAGAAGGUAGAGGGCGCUAGAGCUCAGCUGGAUCGCCAGAACAAAGAACUGAAACUGAAGCUGCAGGAACUCGAAGGUACCAUCAAGUCCAAGUACAAGUCAUCCAUUACCACUCUGGAGGCCAAGAUCGCCAUGCUGGAAGAACAGCUGGACACAGAGUCCAAGGAGCGUCAGCAGGCGUCCAGGCUGGUCAGACGAACAGAGAAGAAGCUCAAAGAGGCCCUGCUGCAGGUGGACGACGAGAGGCGUAACAUGGAUCAGUACAAAGACCAGGUGGAGAAGACAAACAGCCGCAUGCGUCAGCUGAAACGUCAGCUCGAGGAGACGGAGGAGGAGCUGACGCGAUCCAACGCCAACCGCAGGAAGCUACAGAGAGACCUGGAGGACGCUUCUGAAUCAGCUGAUGCUAUGAAUCGUGAAGUCAGCAGUUUGAAGAGCAAGCUCAGACGUGGAGAUAUUCCAUUUAACAUGCAACGCAUCAGGAUUCGCCCCGGCGUGGACAGUGACGAUGACGCGGACGUGCCGGCUGAAGUACCCGAGAGCACAGCUGAGUGAGCCAAUGAAAUAUGAGGAGCGCGUGUCAACGUGCAGAUAUGAUGCUUCAAGUAAUAUUUUGUCUCCAAGAGGUUAACGCAUUAGAUUACGUACUUUUUUCUUCUUCUUCUUUAACUCAUAUUUUGCUGCAUUUCUUUUCUGCCAAAUAUUCAUUUCAGCUCAGUAAAUGUGGCUGAUGGGUCUUUUUCCCAACAAGGCUUAAUUUGAGCGUUUUUUUUUUUUUUUUUUAAGAAAUAUUUUUCUCCUUAUUAGGUCUAUAAAAAUACUGCUAAGCCGCUGUGGUUCUGUUGAGUGUUCUCUGGAACAGGAAUUUUGGCAAUUUAAUGCUUGUUUUGCACACAAAUGUCAGGUCAUUUACACUGGAAAUGUUCACACCUGCUGGUGUCAGGACUAGUUCCCCUGUCAUCUCUGCUUCAUUAGUCUUGUUUUAAAACGGCACAAUAACUCCACACACUGAACAGACACAGAAUUGGAAAAAGUUGCUUUCUAUAUGACGUGCACAUUUGUCACUUAUAUUUUACACUUCUUUUUGGUGGUGGGUCAUUCUGUGUUUCUCUCACUGUACUGUAUUUGUGCAGCACUACAGCUGGUGCCUGAGUAGAACACUGUAUUCUUAAUGUGAGGAUGCCAAUAUUUUAAGGCAAGUCUGUAUUUUAUCAAGUGCCUUACCGCAAUAAAAUGACAAAUAUCCAACACAGUAA